Messenger RNA from Anoplophora glabripennis (Asian longhorned beetle), 3145 nucleotides. It is a transcript of the gene Doa, whose product is annotated as chromatin assembly factor 1 subunit A. The transcript is spliced from 11 exons. Gene Ontology annotation, cellular component: nucleus; CAF-1 complex. Gene Ontology annotation, biological process: nucleosome assembly; protein phosphorylation. Gene Ontology annotation, molecular function: protein kinase activity; ATP binding. The record is from RefSeq and is a predicted model, not a curated record. Bases 393 to 2717 code for a protein of 774 amino acids. Lineage: Eukaryota; Metazoa; Arthropoda; Insecta; Coleoptera; Cerambycidae.
UUAGAUCGCACAUUGUGGCUGUAGGAACUGUAGGAAGACACGCAUUUGUUGACGUUAACUUUGUUUUCAAAUUCCGUCCAAAUGUAUCAAAAUAACUAACUGCGCGAGUAGUUUCUCACCUCGGUGGAAAGUAUAAAAUUUAUAUAACUAAACUUUAGUGCGCGACCGAUGGUAAGCGUAUGGCGUGCGAGCUUGUUUCGUUAGAUAUUUUUAGUUUGGCAGUUUUUAGCAGGGCAGGGGCGAUCAAACGACGACGGUGACUGCGGCGAACGUGUAUGUGAUCUUCAGUUGUAUCCCGGGUAGUCAUUGCUGCACGUCAGUACCGUUGCAACUCCUUGUGCAAUUUCCGUGGCGAUCGGUGGUGAGCGGCAAAAAGGGCAUGCCACAUACCAAUGUACGGUUCUGGAUUGUCGUAUAGUCGCUACCGACCAGCCUAUGACGAUACCGAUCGGUUCGCGAUCCGCAGUCCCGGGGAUUCGUCGUGGAGCCACCACACGUCGUCUCCCUGGGCCACUCGACCUUCGUCCACCACCACCGGAACGGGAAAAGCGCACGUAAAUAAUAAUAGACGACUCGCAAAUGACUACUCCAUGGCCAACUCGACCCACACAAAUACCCCUGCUGGUCGGAGAACGAGGUACUCGCGCUCGUCCACCACAAGUGUCGCGCAACUUUUGAGUGACUCGUGUACUAGCCUGCUUCAAAAGCUCACCACUAAGGUGCGAGGUCCAUCGGCGACCGUUGAAAGGCAAUUGGGAACGAACUCGCUGCAGUAUUCAUCAGGUGUGCACCGCCCAAAUCCUCUUACGACUAGCAAAAGUUCCACGGUAGUACCUAACCUCGGCGCUCCGACCAGAACAAAAUUCGAAGAUAAGUACUCCUCUGUCUUGGACAGGAUUUAUAGAAGAAAAGAUCCAGAAAGAACCCUAGAACCCUCAGUUGGAAGAACUCUUGCUAAAAGUUCUACGACCGCCAACGUACUGCUCUCCGAAAAAGCCUAUCCGUAUGUCAGUAACAAUGUCGCACACAGAGAGAAAACUCCUUUUCGAAGUGAAGGAAAGUCGUUGCAAAGUAAACGGCAAUAUCCCGAACCGCAGUACACCUACCUGGACAGGGAUUCGGCGUAUCGCGUUCGACACAGAUCAAAUCAUUCCGAACUCAGGCCACGAAGAUCCUCAAAACCACAUAGGACUGGAAAAAGUGAAAUAAGUGAUAGGAAACCGACCACCAACCUGAAAUUAUGUCCGGUGGAAAUAAAGAUGCACGACGAGCCUCCGGCUUCUGUACACGCGCCACCGGCAAAGAAGAAAAGCCCCAGUCCUGCAGCACCCCCAGCUGUCGACGAGGAAGUGACCCCAACCCCUUCAGCGCCGGACAGCAUCCUCGAAAGAGAGGCGAAAAGGAAAGAAAUCCAAAGUCUGAUUAUGAAAUACUCGGCGUUAGACGAGGCUUAUAACAAAACUUCUGAUUCGAGUGGUGCGAAAAGCGCGAGUACCGCCGUUACGGCUCCUACCACCAGCGUGGCGGCGGCCAUUGCUCAGAAAUACUACCCUAAUCUGGUCGCGGCUCAGAGCUCACGUGCCCCUUCGGUGGAAGAUGAUGAAGAGGGACACCUCAUAUACAGAUCGGGGGACAUUCUACAAGAACGAUAUAAAAUACUUGGCACUCUCGGCGAAGGUACUUUUGGCAAAGUAGUCAAAGUGAAGGAUUUAGAAAUGGAUCAUUCCAUGGCCUUGAAAAUUAUUAAAAAUGUAGAAAAGUACCGAGAGGCUGCUAAAUUGGAAAUUAACGUACUAGAAAAGUUAGCCGACAAGGAUCCUGAUUGUGUACACCUUUGCGUAAAAAUGCUGGAUUGGUUUGACUAUCAUGGGCACAUGUGUAUUGCCUUUGAGAUGCUAGGGCUUAGUGUCUUUGAUUUCUUGAAAGACAACAACUACCAGCCAUACCCGUUGGACCAGGUGCGGCACAUAGGAUACCAAUUAUGUUACUCCGUCAAAUUUCUACACGAUAACAAACUAACACACACCGAUCUCAAACCGGAAAAUAUAUUGUUUGUCGAUUCGGAUUACGACUUAGUGUAUAAUAGUAAAAAGAGGAGAGAUGUAAAAAGAGUGAAAAGAACUGAUGUUAGGUUAAUUGACUUUGGUAGUGCGACGUUUGAUCAUGAGCAUCAUAGUACGAUUGUAUCCACUCGUCACUAUAGAGCUCCGGAAGUUAUAUUAGAGUUAGGGUGGUCACAGCCUUGUGAUGUAUGGUCGAUAGGUUGUAUCCUAUUUGAAUUGUACCUCGGCAUAACUCUUUUCCAAACGCACGAUAAUAGAGAACAUCUCGCUAUGAUGCAACGAAUUCUAGGUGAAAUUCCUGUCAGGAUGGCUCGAAAGACAAAAACUAAAUAUUUUUAUAGGGGAAAAUUGGAGUGGGAUGAGAAGAGUUCUGCAGGAAGAUACGUCAGAGACAAUUGCAAGCCUCUCAUGGCCAAUUCAAUAUUUAAUUCCAACCCCACUGGAAAAAAUAGGUACAAACAGAGCGACGAAUCAGACCACAACUACUUGUUUGAUUUGGUCUUCAAGAUGUUAGAAUACGAGCCGUCAGAAAGGAUCACACUGAAGGAGGCCUUACAGCAUCCAUUUUUCGAGAAAAUCUCGCCCCAGCAACUACUGGGAGAACACGGAGCCGGAGAUACGAAGAGAGAAAGAAGUUUGUCCUUGUCCCGAUGAGAGCUGGUCCUGUCAUUUUUUUCAGAUCCCCACUGUAUAGAAAGCCAUCCUCUUCCUCCCGUUUUUCUUCUUAUUUUUUUACAAUGUACUGUUUUUUUAAUAGAUGCUGACAAUAAUCUUAUUUUAUUUAUUCAAUUUGUUCGUAGCAACGUAAGGAUGUACAGUUCUGCCUUUUUUUUAGUCAGUACAGCACAAUGUUGUGUUUAACAGAGGAACUGGGUUGUGUAUCAUUUUGAUAGUAUAAAUUAUAUUUCCUUGGAAGGAUUAAUGUCCUGGUGGACUCUGUAUGAAUUGUAAUAUUAAUUACUCCCGUAGUUUGCAGUUUUUUAUUUAUAACGAAGAACAGUCCAUACUUAAAUAAUCUAAGGGCAAGUAAUGUAUGAUUAAUUAUUGUAAAUAUUAUGGCGUUAAUAAACAUCUAGUUUUUA